Molecule: messenger RNA, 1153 nt
Organism: Darwinula stevensoni
Lineage: Eukaryota; Metazoa; Arthropoda; Ostracoda; Podocopida; Darwinulidae
Source: the annotation of a GenBank genome assembly
UGGCUUCGUCCAGUCCUUGUUAUCGCCCACGAGCGUUCUGUUGAGAUUAUGUGGUUGGUUCUCGCCUCCAUUUGGGCUUUAUAAAUAAUUGAUCAACUAGGCGGACUGUUUUCCAAAGAUUCGCCAUGGCAUCAUUUAUGGAAUUUUUUCAGAAGGGAAAGACGUUUAAGCCAAAGAAGAAAUUCCAGCCCGGUACUCUCAGGUAUUCCUUACACAAGCAGGCACAGGCAUCACUGAAUUCGGGGAUUAAUCUUAAGGCUGUCGUAAAGCUACCUCCAGGCGAGGACCUGAAUGACUGGACUGCUGUCCAUGUGGUUGAUUUCUUCAAUCGGAUCAACCUCAUCUACGGGACAGUAUGUGAAUACUGCACAGAGGAAUCCUGCCCAACCAUGUCAGGAGGGCCAAAGUACGAGUACCUGUGGUGUGAUGGCCAGAGAUACCGGAAACCGACUCACCUACCUGCUCCUCAGUACAUCACUUUGCUCAUGGACUGGAUUGAAAGCCAGAUCAACGAUGAGUCCAUCUUCCCCACCAAAGUUGAUAUUCCGUUCCCCAAGGGCUUCCAAGGGAUGUGCAAAAAGAUCGUUACAAGGCUUUUCAGGGUUUUUGUCCACGUAUACAUCCAUCACUUUGACCGCCUCAUUGCAAGUGGAGCUGAAGCCCAUGUGAAUACUUGCUACAAGCAUUUCUACUACUUUGUAAGUGAAUUUGACUUGGUAAGCCACAAGGAAUUUGAACCCUUGAAGGAAAUGACCCAGCGGAUCUGCCGAGAUCACCUGGAGAAUCAGCCUGGAUCUCCUGGGGUGAGACCAUGACGUCAGAUUGAGACAAUUGCUGGGAGAACUGUAGCUCAUCUUUUCCCUACGUCCAGACAUGUGAUGCUUAGAUAGCCAAUAUCAUACCUGCUUGAGGCAAAAGACAGUUGUGGGUUGUGAGUUCCUGGAAGAGGGCAAUUCCUGAGGAGGUUUGCAGAAGGCAUAGCAUCUCUGAUUUGAAUUUUGGGGUGGAACAAUUAGUUGUGAAGGUUGUUGAAUGGUUCAUCUGCCAAUGCUGAAUCUGACACCAUGGAUUUGGCCUGGAAAAAUUUCUUCUCUACAAGGAUCUGACAACCAUCAAUAUGGUGCUACAUUUAUUUUUUCCAUUAUACAGUCCU